AUGUUCGCUUCUUGUCACUGUGCGCCGAGAGGCAGGAGGACUAUGAAGAUGAUUCACUUUCGGAGCUCCAGCAUCAAAUCGCUCAACCAGGAGAUGAAAUGCACCAUUCGGCUGCUGGACGACUCGGAGGUUUCCUGCCAUAUCCAGAGGGAGACCAAAGGGCAGUUUCUUAUUGAACACAUCUGUAACUACUACAGCUUGCUGGAGAAGGACUACUUCGGAAUUCGCUAUGUGGACCCAGAGAAGCAAAGGCACUGGCUAGAACCUAACAAGUCCAUCUUCAAGCAAAUGAAAUCUCAUCCACCAUACACCAUGUGCUUUAGAGUGAAAUUCUACCCACAUGAACCCUUGAAGAUUAAAGAAGAGCUCACAAGAUAUCUUUUAUACUUGCAGAUUAAAAGAGACAUUUUUCAUGGCCGACUGUUGUGCUCCUUUUCUGAUGCUGCCUAUCUGGGUGCUUGUAUUGUUCAAGCUGAGUUCGGUGAUUAUUAUCCUGAUGAGCAUCCUGAGAAUUAUAUCAGUGAGUUUGAGAUUUUCCCCAAGCAGUCACAGAAGUUGGAAAGAAAAAUCAUGGAAAUUCAUAACAAUGAACUCAGAGGUCAGAGCCCAGCGAUUGCUGAAUUCAACCUACUCCUGAAAGCUCAUACAUUGGAGACUUACGGGGUAGAUCCUCACCCAUGCAAGGAUUCAAGAGGUGCUACAGCAUUUUUAGGAUUCACUGCUGCAGGGUUUGUGGUAUUCCAGGGAAAUAAGAGAAUCCAUUUGAGAAAAUGGCCAGAUGUCUGCAAAUUGAAGUUUGAAGGGAAGACAUUUUAUGUGAUUGGCACCCAGAAAGAGAAAAAUUCCGUCUUGGCAUUCCAUACUUCGACACCAGCUGCCUGCAAACAUCUGUGGAAAUGUGGGGUAGAAAACCAAGCCUUUUAUAAGUAUGCCAAGUCAAGUCAGAUCAAGACUGUGUCGAGUAGCAAGAUAUUUUUUAAAGGAAGUAGAUUUCGAUAUAGUGGUAAAGUUGCCAAAGAGGUGGUGGAGGCAAGCUCCAAAAUCCAGAGGGAUCCUCCUGAGGUGCACAGAGUCAACAUUACUCAGAGUCGCAGCUCUCACUCCUUGAACAAACAGCUCAUCAUUAACAUGGAGCCCUUGCAGCCCCUGCUUCCUUCACCCAUUGAACAGGAAGAUGAAGUUCCCGUGCCUGAGGGUGUCCCAUUGCCUAAAGCAGAUGUUUCUGAGCCCCUGGUUGCCAGUUCACCAGUGAAGAGAGCUCGAUGUGCAGAUCCUCUAAGUGAAGAGGAAGAUAAAGUAAAAGAAGACCCCUUGACCAUCUCUGAACUAGUAUACAAUCCCAGUGCCAGCCUGCUCCCUACCCCAGUGGAUGAUGAUGAAAUCAACAUGCUCUUUGACUGUCCAUCUAGGCUCGAAUUAGAAAGAGAAGACACAGAUUCAUUUGAGGAACUGGAAGCAGAUGAAAAUGCCUUUUUAAUGGCUGAAGAGGAGGAGCUAAAGGAAGCUCGUCAAGCUUUGUCAUGGAGCUAUUCCAUCCUGACCGGCCAUGUCUGGGUCAACCCCCUGGUCAAGAGUUUCUCCAGGCUCCUUGUGGUGGGCCUGGGACUGCUGCUGUUUGUAUUUCCCCUGCUCCUCCUCCUUUUGGAGUCAGGUAUUGAUCUCUCCUUCUUAUGCGAAAUUCGUCAGACACCAGAGUUUGAGCAGUUUCACUAUGAAUUUUAUUGUCCCCUGAGGGAGUGGGUGGCUGGGAAGGUCAAUAUCUUCCUCUACAUGCUGGGCUGUUCCUAG
Molecule: messenger RNA, 1788 nt
Organism: Peromyscus eremicus (cactus mouse)
Lineage: Eukaryota; Metazoa; Chordata; Mammalia; Rodentia; Cricetidae
Gene: Frmd3
Product: FERM domain containing 3
Exons: 14
Coding region: 1-1788 (595 amino acids)
Cellular component (GO): cytoskeleton
Molecular function (GO): cytoskeletal protein binding
Source: RefSeq, a predicted model, not a curated record